Molecule: messenger RNA, 7797 nt
Organism: Amaranthus tricolor (Joseph's coat)
Lineage: Eukaryota; Viridiplantae; Streptophyta; Magnoliopsida; Caryophyllales; Amaranthaceae
Product: putative pentatricopeptide repeat-containing protein At3g15200
Exons: 3
Coding region: 999-2618 (539 amino acids)
Molecular function (GO): protein binding
Source: RefSeq, a predicted model, not a curated record
GGGGUAAAACCGGCUGCAUUUCUCUAGUACUCCCUAUGAAAGAAGUACGAGUAUAAAUUGUCGUCAUCGUCCCACAUAGAUGACGCUACUUGAUAGUUGACACGCCUUAAAUCCCCAAAUAUACCAACCACCGUAAAUCCACCACCAGGUGCUGCUCUGUUCGCCAUUGUCACAGCCGACCAACGCCUUAACCUAUUCUCCUCUGCUAGCAACGUCAAUCAGCCCAAGUCCGUGCCCACUAUAGCCACUUUCGCACAGUUCACCACCAAUCAGCCACCUUCAUUUACCCCUAUACCUCCAUCUUUCGUACUCUUUAAUUUCUAUUAUAGUUCAUAAAAACCCAAACCUCUAUUUCACAAGGUUGUCUAUGGUGAUGAAGAGAAAUGAUUCUUGUGGUAACUUCAAUUUUUAUUCAACAUCUACAAGUUUGCAAUUCGAUUCGUAAAUCAAAUAGUCUGCUUUCUCGAUUCCUCGUGAUGGGUCUUCGGUGAGCCGACAAUAUAAGUAGAGACUCAGCGGCUGCUUUUCAUUCUCCUCCAUAUCGUUCCCUCCCAAAAAUCAAUUGAGCUGGUGGAAAAUAUUGUGCUCUGAAUUAAAACAUCAUCAACUUGUAAUCAAGGCUUUGGCAUCGUUUGGUUGAUUCAAUUACUGUCAUCAUGGGGAGUCUCUGAUUGUUGAUAAAUAUAUGUAAUUUAUCUUCAAUUGUGUGUAAAAUGUCAUGAUGAUAAAGCACUCUAUGAAUUGUGAGCAUCUAGCACUUCUUUUGAAUCAUAUAUCUAUAGCAUCUCUGGAUCAAUAAAAGAAAUUUGGUUUGUCUCUGAAGAUUUCUUACUAAGUUGAUACUUAUAGUGGUGAUUUGGGCUGAAGAGUGAAAUUUUGUGGGUUUUCCUGACUUUGAAUCUAGAUCAAAGGAAGGAGGCACAAUUUGCUUAUUGCUGAUGAAGGAGGACUGACAUUUUCUGAAUUUUUUGAAUUUUUGGUCUGUUCAGGAUUCAGAUAUGUAUCGUCAGUUUCGACUACUACCCAUCAUUUACCGGGGAUUUAUUCAACGAGAUUUUAAAUGUAAAUUAGGAGAAGUACCCCAGUAUCAAUUUCUGAGUUCUUGUCAUGUAUUUGUUCCAUGUUUUACCACAAACCUUUCCAUGUUUCGUGCUUUCCACCUUGAACAAGUUUCAAUUUCAGACAGUCAAGAAACAGAGUUUCAUGAAUUGCAAAGUGAUUCUGAAGAACAAUCUAUCCAUAUUGAUAAGAUGGCUUUAAGGAUCCAAAGUUUGCUUAAACAUUUCUCAGAUAACACAAAUAAUGAGCUUGUUCAAGCUCUUGAUAAGUGUGAACUAACACUAAGUGAGAGUUUGGUGCUUGAGGUCAUUAGACGGCAUCAUUCAGAUUGGAAAUCAGCAUUUCAGUUCUUCAGGUGGGUGUGCAAUAAUCCAAUUGGGUAUUUUCCGGGUUCAAAGGCUUACAAUGAAAUGCUUGGGAUAUUAGGCAAGGCAAAGAGAUUCAAGGAACUUGAACUGCUGUUUGAUGAAAUGUCUAAAAGAGGUGUUCUUAAUGAGAGGUCAUAUGGGAUUGUGGUUCAUAGGUAUGCUGCUGCCCAUAAGAUUGAUGAUGCUAUUAACUUUUUCUACAAGCGGAGGCAGUACGGCCUUGAGCUUGAUUUGAUUGCUUUCCAAACGCUUCUGUUGUCUUUGUGCCGGUACAAGCAUGUUGAGGCUGCUGAAUUUGAGUUCCAUUCAAAGAAAUCUGUGUUCCAGUAUGAUACCAAGACUUGGAAUAUCAUCCUGAACGGGUGGUGUGUGCGAGGUAAUUUACGUGAAACAAAGAGGUUUUGGAAUGAUAUAAUUCGUUCCAAGUGUAAACCCAACAGAGUUACCUAUGGGAUUUUUAUAAAUGCGCUAUGCAAGUCCGGGAAAAUUAGUACUGCAGUGAAGUUGUUUCAAGCUAUGUGGGAGCAGGGCUGCACCCCGGAUGUGGUUAUUUGUAAUAGUGUCAUUGACGGGCUGUGUUUUAAGAAAAGGAUCGGGGAAGCCCUUGAAAUACUGCAAGAGAUGAAUGAGAGAGAUUGUCAGCCUGAUGUUGUGACUUACAAUUGUCUUAUUAAACAUUUAUGUAAGAUUCAGAGGAUGAAGAUGGUCUUUCAACUCUUGGAAGAAAUGGAGAGGAAGGGGGGACAAUGCUCACCGAAUUCUAGAACGUAUAGUCACUUGUUGUCAUCUGCAAAGACUCUUGAGGAGGUUCAAAGUCUUCUAGAAAGAAUGAAAUCAAAUGGGUGCAAGAUGACAGGAGAUUUGUAUAAUCUUUUAUUGAAAUUGUAUAUGAAUUGGAAUUGUGAGCAACUGGUUCAGUCAACUUGGGCUGAAAUGUUGAGAGACGGUUUGGGACCUGAUCAGCGAUGUUAUACGAUCAUGAUCCAUGGGCGGUAUGACCAAGGAAGACUUCAAGAUGCUUUGGAUUAUUUCAGCGAAAUGACAUCUAAGGGAAUGGUGCCAGAGCCGAAGACAAAUUUGUUGGUUGAUGCCAUGAAAAUAAAAACGAAGGAGAAAACUGCUGAAGAAACCACUGAUCUGAAAGAGUGUAGACAUGAGCGUAGGAGGGAAAACCGAAGAAGGCAAAGAUAAUCACUCGGUGAUCAACCUUUUGCAAUAUUGAACAUUUCCUAGGCUGCAUUUGAUCAUCUUCUGAUAUUGCAGGUAUUCUUCUGUGAAUCUUCAGUUUAGUUUAGUACUACAGGUUUUCAUUUUGGUUACACUUAUGUCUAAUGUCAUCUAUGGUCUACUCCCAAUAAUAGUAAUAGAUAAUUGUAUAUAAAUUGCACCAUGAACAUUGUUAAUGUUACAAACAACGCUAGAGCCUCAAUCCCAAAAUAUUGGGGUCGGCUUAUAAACCAAUAUACAAAAUGUACUAGUCGUCCAUAUGAAUUAUCUUUCUCCAUUCAUUUCAGUUCUCAGCCAUAUCCACUUCUAAAUCUAGUGCUACUCUUGUGAGAGAUUGUCUCUCUAUAAGACGAUUUCAAAGCAAGAAGUUUAUGCUUAUAACCUUUAUUAUUGUGCUGUUUAACCCAUGUAUGAGGCCUGUCUCACGAUAAGACCGUCUCAUACUAGAAUUUGUCCUAAAUCUAAGUUUUACAUAUCAUUUACCACUCCUAUAACAUUGCUAAUGCUACAGAAACUAUAAUUAUAGUCAAAGUAGCAACCUAAGAAUUAGAUGGUGGGGUUGUCAUUAAAGUAGGGCUAAAGACAACGGGGGCAUAAUCUCUUGGUGUUUUGUUGGAUUUAUGUAUAGUGAGGGUGUCAUAUCUUGUUCCACUCCUACGCAACUGAUGGACAGGAUGGGUCAUGGGCCAAAUAAGGAUUAUUCUGGGCCUGCUUGCCUAGCAAAGACCACAUUUUUCAGGCCAGGCCAUGUGAGUAUUGACAUUUUUUCAGGCACAGGCCAUUUAUUAGUUGGAGACUCACCAGCUUUAUUUGGUUCUUGCAUCAUAUUUCGAAUUGAGAUUAAGAUAAAUAUUGAGAACUGAAGACGAAUGUAGGACACGUGGAGGGAUUAUAGAAGAUUUCCAAUAUAACGACCUUCAUCAAAGUUCGACCCUGAGCAUUUUUCGUUUAAGCUUUCAUAAUUUUUUUUAUCUGGUAAGCUGUAACAAAAUUUAGCAUUGUUGUUGGUUAUGUAAACAUUCCUCUUUUUUCUAAUGUUGCGUCUUUUAAAAAUUCUUACAUAAAAAAUAAGCGUAACAAUUACCAAAAAAAAUAAUAAUAAAUUAAAGAUAUUUUAGAAAAUAUUAGUAUCUUCGACGUCCCUCAAUUUUUGCAUAUGACACCACCUAUAAUACCCAAUUGAAACCCAUAGCUUGUAUCACUUUCCUACAUUGAUUCUCCCUGCAAUAUCCCAUUAAAAUAUCUACUCAUCAACUUUUCUUAGUCUUUGUGUCAUCCCACUGAAGAGCAAUAUCAGGGACAGGGGAGUAUUUAAUAGCUCAAUUGACUUUGAAAGGAAGCAAUAAUUCUCUAUGUUCCAUUGAGAUUGCUAGUGUGAUAUUGUUAGGCCGUGACAAUUUGUCACAUAAUCACCCCAUUGGCCCAUUCAUGUGGACAUACCCACUAGGCAGCCGUGGGCUCGGGCCUAUAACCCACGUGUAAUGUGCUUUAACUUGUAUACAACACUUGAUGAGUUUCACUCUUUUUCCAAACCCUAUGUUAUUAAGAGGAUUACUCACCAUAUAUUAUAUAAAAAUUUAGAACCCAAUAUUUUAACGAUGUGCAACCUUCCUCAUAUGUGAAGUAUUUUCAACACCCCCUUCACAUAUGAGCCUCAUAUCUAAGAAUCAUUUUCGGCGAUGAUAUCAUGUUAAAUUUGGACUUGUACACAAAACUCAUACAAGAGGAGAAUUAAAUGCACACAAAUCUGAUGAGAUUCAUCCUAAAAUCAAUUGGUUAUAGGAGGAGAAGCCUAUCAAACUUAUAUGUUACUUAACCACCCUCUAAUUAUACGAUAUGGGAUCACAUGAAGAUUAUAAUUUUCAACAGAUAUAUUAUACGAAGAAAUGUCAUAAUUGGUAGCAAUACUUGUUUAAAAUAAGAAAUAAAAGGGGUCUAUUUGUGGGCGCAGAAGAAUUGGCUGCCAAUGCCAUUGUGUAUGGACAUAAAUAUUGAUGAGUGACUCAAAGAAAAAAGGAGACUGUUUUAUGUGAAGCUGAUUAAAUCUCAUGUCAUGUAUAUGUCCAUAUCAUGCCCUAAUAAACUCUAUGUGAUUACUGAUUAUUAUAAUACACAAAUUAAAAUAAAAGAUAUUCUUUUUCGAUCAUCACUAAUCUGAAAUGUCCUAUGAUUUCUCUAUCCCUUAUCAAUGGACCCAACAAAUUAUUAAAUCUGAUUGGCAUAGCAUCGCUGGAGCUAAAUUAAUGUGACAAUUAUUGGUUAUAAAUCAACUAUUAAAGAAAAAAGUAACAUGUGAUAUUUUUUUGAAAUAAUCUUCUCAUUUCAUUUCUAUGUUUAAUAUAUUUAAUUAAAGUUGGAAUAAAGGAUUUUACAAAUUACGUCUUUUGUAUUAUUGAUGCGAACCUUUAGUAUAUAAUAAUAAUAAUAAUAAUAAUAAUAAUAAUAAUAAUAAUAAUAAUAAUAAUAAUAAUAAUAAUAAUAAUAGUAAUUGAUAUGCUUUAUUGUGAUCCUUAUUCGUUAAAUUAGGUUAAAUCGGACUAAAAUCGGACUGAAUCGGGAGAAAACUGAAUUUGACCGAGACUUAAUCGUAUAGAAUCGGUCCAAACUUCGGUCUUAAUAUAUUCAAAUAUCUGGUCUUUUGGUCCAAUGGGCAAGUGAACACCCUACUUGGAACUUACAUAAACAUACCUAAAUUUGUUGGAUAUUAUCUAGACUAAUACAAAAUUAUCAACCCCUAUUUUAACAUGUUACUAAGAUUAGUGAGUUUGUUGGAUUUAUAUGGAGUACUUCAAAAUUAUCAACUCCUAUGCUAACAUGUUACUAAGAUUGGUUAAUUAUGUAAAAGAAAUUUAUUUUAUCUGAACUUAUUAUUGUGAAUAGCCGUAUAAUAUUCCAUAAUGCUAAGACAUACUUUUAAAUAGUUAUUAAAGUACUUGAUGGGGAUUUAUGCUAAAGUCUUAUUAUAAAUUAAAUCUUAGAUAGUUAUUUUAUGAUUAAGGGUGUUUUUUUGUCCUAAAUCCAGAUGAAAAGGUUUUAAAAGGGGUAAAAUUGGAAUAAGAGAAGUUGCAAAAAUAGGUUUGGACUUAAAAGAUGAAUCCGACUCGACUUUAGGUGUUAUUUCAUAACAUAUUGUUUUUUCCUUAGCUUUUUUAGUUUUAAUGUUCUUGCAUGUAAGUGAUUACGUCUUAUAUAUUAAAAUUGGCCUAAUCACAUAGUUUUAGGCAUCCUAGUUUUCUAAUCGUCUUUAUCUCUCUAGAUUGCUUCGAAAUUCACUCUUUCGAAAUCUCUUUUAAUUUCUCAAUUGGUGAUCAUACCUCAAUGUAGCAUCUGCAAAUCCCCAUUGGAGUUUAGUUAUUGACAAUAAAGACAUUUAAACUAGACCGUGAUCGUAGCCCAAUUACGAGUGAACCAUGUAAAUUAUUGUGUGUCUGUUGAUUAAUUUUUUAUUGCUUUACAUUGUUGAUUUUUUAUAGUUAUUGAUUUUAUUUUUGGGUCUUAGUGUUCAAGACCAUUUUGAUCCAUUGAUCCUUGAUUGUGAGGCUCAAAUUCAUCUAGUUAUAUGCAAGUAAUUACCUAAAGCAAUAAAAGAGUGCAAGAUUUGGCAAAAUUCAUCUAACUAGUGCAACAUAAGCAACAUCCUUCUUAAUGGCUUACUUUAUUGAUUGUAGAAUAAAAAGGAGUUAACGACUCGAGAAAUCAUAAAGAAGAAUUAUAAUACGAGGGGAAAACUAAGAUUUAUGUGUUUGGAGAAAUUUUGUGCAGAUUUAGUGCACUUUAAAAUAGCGUGUAUUAAGUUUUAACAUUUAUUCCUACUCUAUUCACUUUUUAUUAUAUACUUCAAAGUAAUUGGAAAAAAAAACUUUUGAAAAAAAUAAUUUAAUUUAAUUUUUUUAAUUUUAAUUUUAAUUUUAAAAUUGUUAAAUUUUAAUUUUGAAUUUUAAUUUUAAAUUUUUUUAAUUUUAAUUCUUUUUAAUUUUUAAAAUUUUUAAGAGUGGAGUGAAGUGGAGUGUAAGAGUAUAAGAGAAGAGUAGAGUGGAGUGUAGUGGGGUGAAGUGUAAGAGUAUAAGAAUGGAUUGGAGGUGAGUGUAAAUGUACUUAGUCAUGGUUAGAGUUAUAUGGUGCUAAUGAGACUUUUUUGGGCUUUCGUUAAUGAGAAUAUUUAUAUAUUUAAAAGAGUAAAUUAGAAAACAAAACAAAAGAUGAAAAUAAUAUGAUAUAUUUUGACACGUAAUUUUGUGAUAACUUUUAUAUUUUGUGCUUUAUUAGGCAAUAUAAUCAAUGCUUAUCAUUCGUCUCUUUAUCGUCUCGAGUUGGGAGACUCUUUUGGUCGCGCUCUCCUUUAUGGGUAUGAGUUGCCGCCGUCUUUCCCUCCCCAGACCUUAUCUAUAGUUUUUCUAUGAGCGGGAUACAUUGGGUAGGAUGAUGAUGAUGAUAAUCAAUGCUUAUAUAAUUCAAAAUUUAAAAUAUAUCAUUGUUUAUUAUUCAAAAUAGAACUGAAUCAUAUCCUUAUUAACUAACGCUUUAGAGACUUUAGUUAGCAAGAUCAUUAUUAUUAGGAUUUUGCUAACGGAUACCCCCGAGGCGUUCAUUAACAAAGGAUAAAAUCAAUUUUAAAUGGUAAGCUAGAAUAUAUUCUAAACCUUUAAUAUACCUAAUAUAGCGUAAAAUUUGAAAUUUAUCUCCAAUUAUAUGUCAAAAUAUGCAUGUUAUAUUAUUUUUAUCUUUUAUACUGUAAUCUAAUUUUCCCCUUUUUUUUUCAAAAAUAUUGUUAAGAAACGCUCUAAAUUUGCCUUAUUAUUAGCAUUAAUUAAAGGUGUUUACAUAUACAAAUAGUCUCUUGUUUGUUAAUAGUUAGACAUCUAAUUCAUAACGAAAUGUUGUGUGUUAUCUUUGGUAUUAGGAUGCAAACAUGUAGAAUUUGUAGAAAUUGAAGUAUGGGAGACGACUAAGAAAACAAAUUCCGUCCAGUUUGCACAUAAAAAUUUAUAAUGCAAACUCGAAGGAAUAAUAUUAAAAAUUCUUAAUUUGUUAUCAAUUAUUAUUUAGAACGCAUGUGUUUUUCCAAUUGUUUUGGAACCUACUAACUUUAUUUGACGAAAAUGAAACUCUUUUGUUUAACUUAUUGUAUAUCUAAAAAAUAAAU